Molecule: messenger RNA, 5218 nt
Organism: Cheilinus undulatus (humphead wrasse)
Lineage: Eukaryota; Metazoa; Chordata; Actinopteri; Labriformes; Labridae
Gene: znf800b
Product: zinc finger protein 800b
Exons: 12
Coding region: 357-3110 (917 amino acids)
Source: RefSeq, a predicted model, not a curated record
AUAAUUCAGAUACAUUUGCGUGUCUUGAUUAUGCAUAAUUCAUGGUUUCUUUAUCUUGCAAGCUCCCAAACUGACAGGUCUCUGGAAAACAACCAUGAAACAAGUCCCUGAAUUUCCAGCUGAAAUUGGACGUAGAGGGUGCACCUUUGCGCAGAGCCUGGUUAAUGCUGAGAGGCUCCUCUGGGUGCACAAAGACAGCGGCUCACAGACGAACUUGUUCAGAGUGAACCAGGGACGCUGGGAGGCGAAAUAAACAAUCUCCAGACUCGAAGUAGCCACAGCAGCGCAGUUUUACCCCUUCGAACACGUAAAUCAACCAUCGAUACAACAAAUACAAGAGCGGUGUUGAGGAGGAGAUGGAGGAAGGCCAGCUCAGCUUAGAUGCCCAGCAUCCACCCCAGGACCAGCCCCGAAAAGGAGCACAGCUCCAGACUCCUCCUUCAGCCAAGGCCCCUCUAAACAGCACAGACCAGAAGGAAACCCCGAUGGACAUUCAGGAAAAGGGCGACUCUCCUGCCCACCUGCAGACCAAACCUCUGUGGAAGCCCAUUCCUCCUCUGCUGCCGGAGCCCCACGGCAGUAACAGCAGUCAGACGAGAGACCAGAGCUGCCAGACUGAGGAGCAACUUCAGCACAACAGUCAUGACACAGAUUUUUGUGGGGAGCCAGGAGAUCCUCCUCUGCUCCAGCAGCCACUGCAGACCUCCAAGUCCGGUAUUCAGCAGAUAAUUGAAUGCUUCCGUUCAGGUACCAGCCAGCUGAGGCACAUGCUCCUGAGGGAGGUGGACACCAUCUUUGAGUGUAAACUGUGUCGUAGUUUGUUCAGAGGCCUGCCCAACCUCAUCACUCAUAAAGAGUACUACUGCCUGUCACGGCUGCCUGAACCUGAUGGUGACGACCGUCAGAGUGUAGCCAUGAAGGACUUACUGGACGCCAUAUAUCCCAGAGCUGAACGGUCAGACUAUGUUGUCCGACUUGAGCCCAUCCAGACCACCACGAAAGCUGUGUUCCAGUACCUCACCACAGAGGAGGAGCUGGCCAGAUUUCCAUCACACACCCCAAGUGCCAGAGAGAGCCCUAUCGCUUGGGAAGGAGAACAAGUGGAGGGUGUGGAAAACAGCCAGCCCAGCCAGCCAGGAGGACCAGAGAGCCCGGGACAGGCCCAGAGGAGAUGGGAGGCAGAGGAGGAGAACAAAGAGGAGCAGCCACAACAUGAAGAUGAGGAGUCCACUAGUGGGGUUGAAGAUGUGACAAUCUCUUGUUGUCUGUGCGGUCAGGACUUUAACUCGCGUCGCAGCAUCAGACGUCACUGCCGCAAGAUGCACCAGACCAAACUGGAAGAGCUUCGAAAGUUCACAGAGACGCGCACUGUUCCCACAAGCCUGCUCUCUAUGGUGAAAGAUGUUGGAGGUCGUCAAAGGACUCUCAGCACACCCACCGGUAAAUCCUGCCCAGUGUGCCUCAAAACCUUCGCUACUAAAGCCAACGUUCGUCGUCAUUUCGACGAGGUGCAUCGCGGCCUGCGGAGGGACACGAUCACACCCAGCUUUGCCUCUCGGCCCGGCCAGCCCUUCAAUUUGGAGGCCACGCCCCCCAGGAAGAGCAACAACGCCUCCCCGACACGAGGACACAACUCUAAGUCCACCCCUGUGAACUCUAAAACGACACCUACAAGCCAAAACCAGUCCAAACCUCAAAGUCCAGCUCCAGCUGCUCAACAGGCAAACCCAGCAGUUCGCUGCACGCUCUGCAAGAGGAACUACAGCUCCCAGCUUAUGUUGAAGAGACACAUGCGUAUUGUGCACAAAAUAUACAGCGUCAAAAGUAACAGGAAUGCUCCUACACCAACUCCCUCUACGACUGCAGCCACUCUGAACAGCAGCAGCAGCACUACUGUAACGCCAAGCAACAACAUCAGGGUGAAAGAGGAAGCAGUAGAACCUUCAGAGGAAGACGACGAUGAUGAUGAUGACGACAUCGACAGCAGCCCGGCGCCUUCUCCUAGCGACAGCACUGGAACAGCUAAAGGUGUCUCUGUGGCACACAAACCCAUAAAGGUGAAGGAGGAAGAAGCUCCUCCUCCAAGCCCGAAGAUACCGUUAUCCAUAUCUUCUUCGUCUGCUGCGCGUGCAGGGAACAUGUGCAGCAGUGUCAUCCCUGCAAAAAUGACCAAACUGUCGGUGGGCUUUGACUUCAAGCAGCUCUUUUGCAAACUGUGCAAGCGGCAGUUCAGCUCCCGUCAGAAUCUAACUAAGCACAUCGAGCUGCACACAGAUGGCAACGACAUCUUCAUCAAGUUCUACCGCUGCCCCCUCUGCCGUUAUGAGUCACGCCGCAAACGUGAUGUCCUUCGCCAUGUCACAGUAGUGCACAAGAAGUCGUCGGCAUACCUGGCGAAGAUAAUGCCCAAACUGGAAAGCCGGGCAGUGAAACGGCUCGCCGAGGUCGUUCUGAACAGCACAAACCCAAACAAGAGGACGAGCAGCAGCGUCAAAGAGGAAAUGAACGGACGCCAUGUUUCUUCUUCAUCCUCUUCCUCCUCUCCCUCACCCCCUGCCACCCGCAAGCAAGAGUGCCCACCAGCUCCUCCAGCCGCCACCUCAACUUCUUCCUCCUCUUCUUCUGCCUCUUCUUCCUCUGCCCCGCCUCCUCUUCCUCCUCCUCCUCCUCCUCCUCCUCCUCCUCCUCCUCCUGCACCUGCUCCCACCACCACUCGCAAACAGCAGGACCCCCCUACUCCAGUGUUUACCCCGUCCCCUCCUGUCACCCGCAAACAGGAGAAACAGCAGACCCACCAGCAGCAUCGCCCCAUCAGCCCCCCACUGACCCGCCGCAGCGACAAACACACGCACCAACGCAACUCCUCCUCCAGCAACCAAACCCCACACACCCGACGACACGAUGCACCACCGGAGAGCAGCAGUACAGGGUCGUCUACUGAGGUCAGAGUGACCAGGAACUUCUCGCUCCACGCCUGCGACCAGUGUGGACGAGCCUUCGCCAAGAAGUGGUACCUGGAGUCUCACAAGCGAAGCCAUCGUAAUGCUGCCACAGGAGCAGCCAGCAGGAGGAAAGGAGUCAGCACCCGCUCCAAAUCUCUGGUCUGGUGAAACACAGCACUUCUGAUGGUGUUGAUGAAAGGGAGAGAAACUUGUUGCGAAGAAGCGGUAUGAAAACUUCCAAUUGGGAAAACCAAUGGACGUGUGGAUUGAGCACAAAGCAGAGAUGAAGGAAACAACCAGGAUGCUUGAAGUACAAAGGAUUUUCCCUGUUUGCUUUGGAACCAAAUAUUGUUGGAAUCUGACAUGUUUUUGUAUAGUUACAUUAUGAAGCCAGCCAGCUUGCUGGACGGUGGCGCUGCUAUCAAAAGAGAGAGAUCAGUGACUAGAGGACUGGCUCACUAUUGCUGUAUAUAUCUGUAUUUACUUACAACAGUUUGUAAAUAGAGAUCCAUAUGCAGAGGACUGAUUUGUAUGGCUGAAAAGCCUGACAUAGGGGACAAAGGUGGACCAUGGGAAGGGAGGGAAUCAACAGGAUCAUGGCCUCCGUAGAAAACUGGUAACAAACUUGUUGUCAGUUUGCCAAACCACACAAUAUUUCAAUUUGAUUCAUGCAAACAGUCCACAGUCUUAUUUUGUUGCAUCAACCAAGAGUUGCCAUUUCUGUUAUUACAGGAUGAAAUGUUUAUUAAUGACAGGGUUUGGAUCAAGUGAGAGAAAAAGCCGAGUAUGAUUUCCUUAAAACUGUCUUUUCUCUUAGUCUUUUAGAGACUCAUAUCAAUUGUGUGUUUUCUCAUUUUUUGCCCUGUUUGUUGAACUGCAUGAGGAAAGAGAAUAUAAAAAAAGGAGUUUUCUUUACUUUGACCAAACCCUGUUUAACCUCCAGAUCUUCAGCUAGCUUGUUAGCCUGGUUAAUAGCCUUGUUAAAGGAAAACCAUUAGCCCGAGUCUGUGAGCUGAGUGGGUAAUGCUGGGAAACAAGGCGGCCAUUAAGGAAAAAAGCGACAGUCUUACUCACAGAAUACCAAAAACUCACUUAAGUGACACUAAUUUGGAUGGGCUGAAGGUUAUACAAAGAAUGUAAGCCUUGUGCAGAUGCUUAAUAGAUAUUAAAUAACACUGGCUUUGCGUUAAUUUUCUGCUAAAUAUGGAUUCUUUUUGCAUAUGGCAGCUGACGCUGAGGUGUUCAACCACAGGCGAAACAUUCAAAGUAUCAAAUCAACACUGUUAUUAUCCCUUUAUUGUAAAUCACCUAUGCUAAUGUGUAAGAAUCCAAUUUACAGUGAGCAACUGCACAUAUGAUUACAGACUUUGAAUACAUCUUUAUGCAGAAAGGCUGACAAUAACAGCCAUUCUGAUUAAAAACUGGAACACUUUAUUUUCUUUUUAGUGACUUUAAUUCUUGCAACCAAUCACAGAGCUGCAGCUUCAUGGCUGCAGUGAUUUUGCAAAGCAGUCAUGUCUCGACUGAGGUGAUGAAGCAGCAGGUGUAACAGGAUUGAAGUGACACCAGCUGUUUGGGAAUCUACAUUUUGUGGUGCUAAUCCUGUUAUAAUGAGGCAAAAUGUGGAAACAGACAAACUUUAAAGUUUACAUUAAACAUCAAAUCCUGGGUCUCAACUUUUCUUUACCUUUAAAAUCUCGACUUUUUAACCUAGUUUUCUUCUUCUAAGUGGGCUGCUUUAGUUUAACAGCACCCAGAGGUAGUCUUGAAACACUGGCACACGAUUUAAGAGGAAGACUCUGAGGAAGACCAAAUGUAGAUAUGUCUUAAUAUUGAAAGCCAUGAAAUGGAACAAAACCAGAAGAAAAGGAAAGACCAAACUUUAUUUUUAUAACUGCUGCAACAAGGUCUUGAGAACAUGUAAAUAUGGAUUCAUCCUCGUGGAUGGUAUAAAUAAUAGUUAUAUUAGUCACAAUAGUUACUGACUUGUACUUAACUGUUGGUUGACCAUUUUCUUCAAACAUGUCUGACUCAUUGAUUCUCUGUCCUUGUUUGCAUCGUUCCACGAUUAGUUGUCUUUUUUUGUAACUCGUUCCUUUUGAAGAAAGUUUGUGUUGGAAUGAAGAGAACAGGAAUUGAACCACAGCAUCUUUAUUUGUUAAUCUCUUUUUAUUUCAUCAUCAGUUGUUGAUAUUUCACCUUCUAGAGAAACCCGAGAGGAGUUAGAGGAGCCUUUCAGAUGUGACGAGAAUGUUAAGAACCAACCACUUAAUAAA